This is a messenger RNA of Mycotypha africana, 1993 nucleotides long. Its product is annotated as T-complex protein 1 zeta subunit. The transcript has 6 exons. Gene Ontology annotation, molecular function: ATP-dependent protein folding chaperone; ATP hydrolysis activity; ATP binding. The record is from RefSeq and is a predicted model, not a curated record. Bases 201 to 1826 code for a protein of 541 amino acids. Gene Ontology annotation, cellular component: chaperonin-containing T-complex. Lineage: Eukaryota; Fungi; Mucoromycota; Mucoromycetes; Mucorales; Mycotyphaceae. Gene Ontology annotation, biological process: protein folding.
AAAGGCAAAAAUUUUAAAUUGAAGAGUCGGAACAAUUUUUUAACUUUUUUGCCCCUAAUGAAAAAUAUGCUUGACGUUUUUGCCAGACACAAAAUGAACAGCGUGUUUCUGUAGGCGACAGAACUUGAAAAAAUCAACCACAGCAACAGAGAAAGAAAAUUUUCGAGGAAAAGAAGAAAAGGAUCGAAAUAGUAACUCAAAUGUCUUCCUCUGCCCUGAAAAUGAUCAAUCCCAACUCGGAUGUCGCCAGACGCGGUCAGGCACUUCAACUCAACAUUACAGCCGCAAUUGGUUUGCAAGAUGUCUUAAAAUCCAACCUGGGCCCUAGAGGAACAAUUAAGAUGUUAGUUGAUGGUGCCGGAGGAAUUAAGCUUACCAAGGAUGGUAAAGUUCUUUUGAGUGAAAUGCAAAUUCAACAUCCUACAGCUGCCAUGAUUGCCAAGGCUGCCACAGCUCAAGAUGAAAUUACAGGAGAUGGUACCACCUCUAUUGUCCUAUUAGUUGGUGAAUUGUUGAAGCAAGCCGAGCGCUACAUUUCUGAAGGCCUUCAUCCUCGUGUAAUCACUGAAGGUUACGAUCUUGCCAAAAAGGAAGCUCUUAAAUUCUUGGAAGAAUUCAAAACAGCAAACGUUGAUAUUGAUCGUGAAUUACUUAUUUCAGUUGCUCGUACUUCACUCCGUACCAAGGUUCAUAAAGCCUUAGCUGACACACUUACCGAAGCAGUUGUAGACGCUGUUCUUGCCGUUCAACAUGAAAAUGAACCUAUCGAUUUACAUAUGGUUGAAAUCAUGAAAAUGCAACAUCGUUCUGAAACUGACACCAAACUUAUCCGUGGCCUUGUUUUGGACCACGGUGCUCGCCAUCCUGAUAUGCCAAAGAAGAUCAAAGAUGCCUUCAUCUUAACCUUGAAUGUCAGUCUGGAAUACGAGAAAUCAGAAAUUAACUCGGGCUUUUUCUAUUCAACACCUGAACAGCGUGAUAAAUUAGUUGAGAGUGAACGUAAACAUGUUGAUGAUAAAGUACGCCGUAUUGUUGAAUUCAAAAAAGAAGUGUGCAGCGGUGAAAAUGCGAACCGAGGAUUUGUUAUCAUCAACCAAAAGGGUAUUGAUCCCCUUUCGCUUGAUAUUCUAGCUAAGAACGGUAUUUUUGCUCUUCGUAGAGCUAAAAGAAGAAAUAUGGAACGUCUUCAAUUGGCUUGUGGCGGCAUUGCUCAGAACUCAGUGGAUGAUUUAACUCCUGAAGUACUUGGCUAUGCUGGUAAUGUGUAUGAACAGGUCUUGGGCGAAGAAAAGUAUACUUUUGUUGAAGAUGUCAAGGAUCCUUACAGUGUAACCAUUUUGAUCAAGGGUCCCAAUCCUCAUACCAUCGCUCAAACAAAUGAUGCAGUUCGUGAUGGUCUUCGUGCCGUUAAAAAUGCAAUCGAAGAUAAGGCAGUUGUUUUGGGUGGUGGUGCCUUCGAAGUAGCAUUAUCACAACAUUUAAUCCAAUAUAAGAAGCAAGUGAAGGGCCGUGCCAAGAUGGGUGUACAAGCCUUUGCAGAUGCUAUGAUGGUGAUUCCUAAAGUUUUAGCCCAAAACGCAGGUUUUGACGCACAAGAUGUGAUUGUGGCCUUGCAAGAUGACCACAUGGAUGGACAUAUUGUUGGUGUAGACCUGAAGACAGGAGAAACCAUGGAUCCCAAAUUGGAAGGUGUUUGGGAUAAUUACCGUGUUCAUCGUCAUAUGCUUCACUCAUGCUCUGUUAUUGCAGGCAAUCUCCUGUUAGUUGAUGAAAUUAUGCGUGCAGGCAGAACUUCUUUGAAGCAAUCUCAAAUGGGUGAACAAUGAAAUGAUAUGUAGGAGAGAUAAAGAAAUUUUUUUUUUGUAAAAGUAUAGCUGUCUGAUUAUAUAUAUGUUCAUAUAUAACCUAUGAUUUCCCUUUUCUUUUUCUUCUUCUUUUUGAUACAUUUCUUUAUAAAAAAGUUGAUAUUGGUAACAAGCAGUUUACAUUUAAG